UUUGACCAACAAAUUGAUUAUAUCCACUCAAGUCUGCACUGCGCAUGUCUAAUGACGUCAUCACUAGAAAAUUCUUGGAGUAGAGGCUUUGAGCGGCUGCUCUCCUAUUUUCCUGCUAAAGUCCUCCUCUGAUGUUGGCAUUUUGAAUCUUGGAGCUUUUGAACAACAAUGGAGGGAGUCAACAACUACACACCAAAGAGAAUGCGGAUGGAUUGCAAGGUCUAUGUGGGCAACCUUGGCAACAAUGCAGCAAAGCAUGAGCUGGAGUCUGCGUUCACCAAAUAUGGUCCAUUAGUUAAUGUGUGGGUGGCGCGCAAUCCUCCAGGCUUUGCAUUUGUUGAAUUUGAAGACCCACGGGAUGCUGAAGAUGCAGUGCGAGCAUUGGAUGGAUCGUAUUUUUAUUGCAGGUCCCGUUCCCCUAGGAGGUUUGGCCGUUCUCGUUCCAGGUCGCCGAGACGGUCACGGUCUCGCUCCCCCAGGUCUGUUUCACGCUCACCAAGGUAUGAUGACUACCGCAGAAGAAGUGACUCUCCAGACUUCAGAAGACGUUCCCGGUCCCGAUCAUAGGCAGAUGCAAAUCAAGAUGAAGGCAGUAGUGUCUUCAGAGUGUGUGGAAUUUAUAACUUGAGGCUGCUGUAUGAAGAGGGCGCUUGUGAAGUAGCUACCUCGGACAUAAGAUAUUUUCUCACCAUGUCUAGCUAUGAGAAAUGUACGAUCACUCAUUGAGAUUGACAAUAACGUUUGUCAAUUCACAGAGUUCAUAAAACCUGAUUUCAUUUUAUAAAUGUAUAAUUCUUGGUUUAUCACUUUCAAGUUAUGACACUUGACUGUUCGGAAAAAGAUCACUUGGAUCCUAUGUAUUGUGAUCGUUACAUGUUUAUAUUCAUUCGAUUUCCAUACACCCAGUAGGAUUCAUGUUACUUUUCAUUUUAGGGUUAUCUAGUUUUUAUAAGGUUGUGUGAAUGGAUGAAUGUCACAGUAUGCCAUACCUUUCACAGACAAUUCCAUAAAGCUAAAAAUUAUAUCAUUUGUAAAUUGUGGUAGUACAAAUUAAAAUGAAAGGUAUGGAUUGUUUUUAAGUUUUUGUGAACAAUGAAGUUCCACAGUUCUUCAUCUUGUUUUAUUACAAACCCAGAUUUGACUGGAGCAAAUGUUUUACCAUGUGUGUGACUUACAAAUAAAUACUUGAAUAAAAAUUAAACCUC
Messenger RNA from Procambarus clarkii (red swamp crayfish), 1205 nucleotides. NCBI's taxonomy places the organism in Eukaryota, Metazoa, Arthropoda, Malacostraca, Decapoda, Cambaridae. The record is from RefSeq and is a predicted model, not a curated record.